Papilio xuthus (Asian swallowtail) is the source of this 1871-nucleotide messenger RNA. RefSeq names its product Glycoprotein-N-acetylgalactosamine 3-beta-galactosyltransferase 1 (gene C1GalTA). Lineage: Eukaryota; Metazoa; Arthropoda; Insecta; Lepidoptera; Papilionidae. The coding region runs from base 337 to 1413 and encodes 358 amino acids. Gene Ontology annotation, cellular component: membrane. The record is from RefSeq and is a predicted model, not a curated record. The transcript is spliced from 8 exons. Gene Ontology annotation, molecular function: N-acetylgalactosaminide beta-1,3-galactosyltransferase activity.
UGCUAAAUAACGACAAACUUUCGUAUUUAUAAUAUUAAUUAGAUUAAAAUUUUUAAAAUACAGUCAACUUAAGUAUAAGAGUUAACAAGAGAAUCCUUAAACAAACAAUAAGUAACCAUCUCCAGUAUUCAAAACAUAUCUGAAAAUCAAAAACUCUUGGAAUUAAAGAUUGCUCUUCGUAAAAAGUAUCGUCAUAUCCUAAAUGACGUCACUAACAUUUGAAAUUUGACUACAACGAAUGCGCGUUGAUACAUCAACAAACAAACAAAGUAUACAAACAUAUGUACAUGACAUCAGUUGGCUAUCAUUUAGAUAUCGGAGGCUGUACUGUGUACCAUGCGGACUGGAUAUUUAGCGGAGGGCCGGGUGAUGGGUCGGCGGUUUGUGCUAACAUUGGUGAUUGGGAUAUCUGCCGGGUUUAGUUUCGCGUACAUACUGCUAACCUCCUCAGGAUUCACGAGAGAGGUCGCUUGGUACACACCUACGAACAGAGAUGCAGCGCGAGAUCUUGAAAAGCAUCCGUUACCUAGUAUAAUAGAGCAUGGGAGUGAAGAACCAGUUCAUAGAGAUGAGGACAGGUCUAUUGCCGAGGAGUUGUCGCGGCGAGUACGCGUGUUAUGCUGGGUGAUGACGCAACCCAGCAAUCACGAGAAGAAGGCAGCACAUGUUAAAGCCACGUGGGGAAAGCGGUGUAACAAACUCCUGUUUAUGAGUACGGUUGAAGACAGUUCGCUGCCAGCAGUGAAGUUGCCAGUGGAGGAAGGCCGCGACCACCUAUGGGCGAAGACCAAGGCCGCCUUCAGAUACGUGUACGAACACCACAGGAGAGACGCAGACUGGUUCCUCAAAGCUGAUGAUGACACGUACGUGGUGGUAGAGAACUUACGCUACAUGCUGGCAGACUACGACAGCAAUGAACCUAUGUACUUUGGAUGCCGCUUCAAGCCGUUCACAACUCAGGGUUACAUGAGCGGGGGUGCGGGGUACGUGCUGAGCCGCGGCGCGCUGGAGCGCUUCGUGCGGCGCGGCCUGCCCUCCCCGCAUCUCUGCAAGUCCUCCGACCACGGCGCUGAGGACGCUGAGAUGGGCAUCUGCCUUGAGCACAUCGGUGUGAAAGCGAUGGACUCACGAGACUCGCAGCACCGCGGCCGCUUCUUCCCCUUCGUGCCCAAACACCAUCUCUUCCCCAACAAGGACAAGAACUUCUGGUAUUGGCAGUACAUAUACUACCCCUCUGAUGAGGGUCUUGAUUGUUGUUCGGACCACGCGGUGUCAUUCCAUUACGUGAACCCUGAGGAGAUGUAUGUGUUGGACUAUCUGAUAUAUCACUUACGACCUUACGGCAUACGACUUGGUGCCGGAGAACUGCCGCGGAUACUGCGCAAUGAUACCACCACCGUUGACACUCAAUAACUGUGGUAAUACCCAGUUACUAAGGUAAAAUAGUAACUACCUUAUUUGGUAACUGUGUUGACUCUCAGUAACUGUGGUAUUACUCAGUAAUUGUUGUGAUACUCAGUAACUGUGGUGUUAAUCGGUAAUUGUGAUGACUCGCAGUAACUGUAGUAACACUUGGUAACUGUAAUGACACUCAGUAACUGUGGAUACACUCAGUACCUAUGGUAACAUCCAGUAACUAUGGUGUUAUUCGGUAACUGUGAUAACUCUCAGUAACUAUGGUGAAACUUAGUAACUGUGGUAACCACACGAUGUGGAAAUUACCAUUAGCUGAUUUUAUUUAUGUGAUAAAUGCGAACUCGAUAAAUCAAAUUCAUAUAUGAAGAAAAAAAAACAAUAUUUAUUUUUAAGUUGAAAUGUCGAAAUCUUGCCAUUUAGUGGUGUCACUCGAGUUCGCACUGAUAUAUUAUAUU